Molecule: messenger RNA, 3669 nt
Organism: Ictalurus punctatus (channel catfish)
Lineage: Eukaryota; Metazoa; Chordata; Actinopteri; Siluriformes; Ictaluridae
Gene: vit
Product: vitrin
Exons: 23
Coding region: 279-2687 (802 amino acids)
Biological process (GO): positive regulation of cell-substrate adhesion; extracellular matrix organization
Source: RefSeq, a predicted model, not a curated record
GCACAAACACACGCACACAAGCACACACACACACACAAUCGCGCAUACAAGCGCACAAGCACAUGCGCACACACACGCUCGCGCACACAAGCGCACACACACACAGUACGCUGAACAGGAGCUGAGCAGCAGGAUACGCUCAGGUCGGGAUAUUCUACAGUCAUGCUUUCCCUCUGAGAUAUUUCUCAUCAUUCUCUUUGUACAGCACUAUCACUGCCUCUAAGGGUCAAGAAAACAACUGACCAACACACUUUAUACUCUCCAUUCUUUCCUCCAAGAUGUUGAGAGCUCCACUUGCCACCAUCUUUUUUGGACUCCUUCUUGUUUUUAGCAGCAAGGCUAAGCCAAAUGGAAAAGACAAGAAGGCAAAACAAGUUGUGCCAGAUAUAGAAUGUGAUGCGCGUGCAGGGAAAAUCAGCUUCCCAGAAUUCAUUGUUCGGUGCCCAUCCAGUUGCCGUGAGACCAAGGAGAAGGUUUAUGGGACGGUCGUCUUUGCCUCCAUAUCCAGCAUUUGCAAUGCUGCUAUUCACAAUGGGGUCAUUACGAAUGCUGGAGGAAAGGUGAUCGUAAAGAAGAUGGCAGGACAAGAGCCGUAUAAAGGCACUUUUGCAAAUGGCAUCCGCUCACUGUCCCUCCCCAAAUGGAGAGAGUCUUUCACCGUCUCAGUUGGCAAGCCAAAAAAAGGUGUGAUCUACCCUGCUACCUUGGAAAGUCAGAAGGAACACUCCACCACAUCGCCCACAACGCCAGCUCCAGACCCAACGACAACCACAAGCGAGCUAACCACCACCACCACAACCACCACCACAACCCCACCCCCAACAACUCCCACCACAACUACGACCACCACCGCGAGGCCACGGGCUGCAGUUCAUAAAGUCAGAGAUGCAGGCAACAGUCAUCCAUACCUUGCAGCAGCCAGUGCACGACAGACACAGAAUGGCCAAGCAAAGGGUCUUCAUCAAGUAGUCAGAAGUGGCUCAGCCUUUGCAGGAAGAUUUCCACCUCGUAUCAACCCAGGUGCACGCAGGCCAGAGGCAGGUGCCAAUAAUAGGAGACAGCCAUCAGUUCCUGCUACCUCAGCUUUCAGUCGGGUCCAGCCAGUCCAGCCAGAGAGGAACCAGCAUACCAUUCCCACCAAUCCUGCCCUUGCUCGGAGAAAAUGGCCACAUCCUGUCUACGCCCAACCCAAUUGGUUUUCUGGUCCAAAGAGACCAACAGAUGUUAGUAACUCUGAGCCAGAUACAGGCUACACAUGGAGCAACGUGGACACUGUUGAUUCUCCAGCUUCAGACCCAAGACCAGAAAUAUCAGAGUAUGAGCGCUGGUACUUUGGACAGUAUCCUCCUCAACCAGCAGAUACAGACAGUGGACCAAAGCACCUCCCUGAAACUCUCCAUACGAGAGUGGAGCCAGUGGAGGUGUGGAAGCCAGAAGGGAACCCGUUUGAUUUAGACCUUAGUGACCGAGGGAAAGACCCCUUACCCAGAGUUCCAGACACUCAGGGAAACACAAACUGUAAAGUUGACAUCGCCUUCCUCAUGGAUGGCAGCUGGAGCAUUGGCAAGCGUCGUUUUAAGAUCCAGAAAGACUUCCUGUCUGAGGUUUCCCAAGUCAUUAAUGUAGGCAUAAAUGGCCCAAUGAUGGGGAUCAUCCAGUAUGGGGAUGAUCCAGUGACAGAGUUCAGUCUACGCCAGUUCUCUAGCUCCAAAGACCUCAAACCUGCUAUUGACAAGAUUAUUCAGAAAGGCGGGCUCUCCAAUGUGGGGACAGCCCUCUUUUACGUCAACAAGCAUUUCUUCAGCGAUGCUAAUGGAAACCGAGGUGGGGCACCCAAUGUUGUUGUGGUGCUGGUGGACGGCUGGCCUACAGACAAAGUGGAGGAGGCUUCAAGAUUGGCACGGGAAUCAGGCAUCAAUAUCUUUUUUGUUACCAUUGAAGGCCCAGAUGACAGCGAGAAGCACAAUGUGGUUGAGGCCAAUUUUGUGGACAAGGCUGUGUGCAGGACCAAUGGCUUCUUCUCACUGCCAGUGACCAGCUGGUUUGCUCUACGUAAGGCAGCACAGCCUCUGGUGAAACGUGUGUGUGAUACAGACCGGCUCGUGUGCAGCAAGACAUGCCUGAAUGCCAAUGACAUCGCCUUUGUAAUUGACGGCUCAAGCAGCGUAGGUACCGGCAACUUCCGUACUGUGCUGCAGUUCGUGGCCAACGUGACGCGUGAGUUCGAGAUCUCCGACACGGAUACACGUAUUGGUGCUGUGCAGUACACUUAUGAGCAGCGACUCGAGUUUGCCUUUGGCCAGCAUAACACCAAGGCUGAUGUCCUAAAUGCCAUUCGCCGCAUCAAUUACUGGAGUGGGGGUACUAGUACGGGUGCCGCCAUCACUUAUGCUGCUGAGAAGCUCUUCAGCAAGUCCAAGCCAAACAAGCGUAAGAUCAUGAUUGUCAUCACAGAUGGGCGCUCCUAUGAUGAUGUGCGUGCGCCCGCUCUGGCAGUGCACCACUCUGGUGUGAUUGCUUACUCCAUCGGCAUUGCCUGGGCUGCACAGGAUGAGCUAGAAUACAUCGCCACAGACCCAGACAAAGAUCACUCCUUCUUUGUGGAUGAGUUCGACAACCUCUAUAAGUAUGUGCCCAAGAUCAUACACAACAUCUGCCACGAGUUUAACUCUCAGCCACGGAACUAAGCCAGGCAUGGACAAAUGGGAUUGGAUCAACUAGAAGCCUUAAUUCCUCCAGAAGUAUUUUAUCAUGGUAUUUGCUGUAAUUUUACCAUUAAAAACAACAACAACAACACACAUAAGGCCUUAUUUGUGCUAUUGAGGCAUUAUUAAGAGAAGAUUUGGCCAGAUUCCAUUUUUUUCAAGGUUGGAGCUUUUCUUACAGCACAGAGAUUUGGGACAUUUGAUGUUAAAGUAUGUAUUGUAAAGAAGCUGUGCAGCAUGCAAGGCUUCAAGGAAGUCAGUUGUCUAGAUGUGAGGGAUGUGAGAACUUGGCUGUUAGAUAACAUAUGAUAGAUUAUAUAUUUAAAUAACACAGUACUAAUAUAAGUAUUAAACCUCUACGAUAAAAUCAUACAACAAAAGUUUUGCUAGCUUCAUAUACAUAGACAAAAAUGCUAGUUUUUUUGCAAAUAAUUUGCCUAAGUACAAGAUUCUUCUAAUAAAUAUGAUCUAAAGAAAAGUCUUGUGAUGUAAGGUUUAAAAUGUAUGUAUGGGUUUUUGAAAGCUAUUUUUGUAUUAUAUGUGGCUCUUUCACAUGUCUAGACAUGUUUCUGUUCUACUGAUGCAGUUGAUAGAUUAUAAUACUUUAUGCAUGUUAAAACUGAAAGACAAUAAUGCAAGAUGCAGGAUAUUUUUCUAAUCACAAAAUCAACCUAGUUUUGACUAAAAUUAAUAGCCAUUUGGUUGAACAAUUGAUGAUUUGACUAAGUGAUUGAUGAAUUCGAACAUUUCUGUUAAUCUGCAUGACUGUAAAUUUCUCUACCUUGUAAUUCCAAACAUACAGUAUUUUAAAAUAAGAUUAUAAGAUUUUUAAUUUUCACAUUUCUGUAAUAUUUGUUCUGUUUGUACAUAUGCAUAUUAAAAUAAAGCCCAUUGCUGUUGACUGUGUAAGUGGCAGAAAUUCCUAUUUUAAUGCAAUUUUUAAUAAAAGAUGGUAUUGAAAAUC